AAUCAAAGCACAGGCUGUACACGAGGGAAAUCAAAAUCGGAAGCCAAGAACCGAACUUUUCACAUACUGCUUUACAACAGUCCUCCUCUUCAACCGCAAAGCUCCGAUAAGCACUUGCACUCCUCGUACUUGCCAUCACCGGAAACAGCCGCGAAAACCCCGUGAUGACGGUGGGGAAGCAUCCACAGAUGCCGUCACCGUCCUCUACUUUCUGCUCUCUCCAAGGCUCCCUCCUUACUCUCGCCGUUCUAACCUUAAUUUCAUUCACCUAUCUCUCCCUCAGGUCCCUUAACUCCCCCCAAAUCCAUUCCCUCUCCUCUUCCCCUCCACAGAUUACUGGUGUUGCUGUAACUACGACCGUUGCUGCUGCUAAUUCUGGGAAGAAAGUGAGAGAGACUGUGGAAGAAGAAGUUGAUGAUAACGAUGGUGAUGGUGGGGAUGAGAUAUCGGAUCUGUACCACAACCCGGAAGUGUUUCGAUUGAAUUACAAGGAGAUGGAAAGGAAAUUUAAGGUUUUUAUAUACCCAGAUGGAGACCCCAACACGUUCUACCAGACCCCAAGGAAGCUAACCGGAAAGUAUGCUAGCGAGGGCUACUUCUUUCAGAACAUUAGGGACAGUAAGUUCCGAACCGAAGAUCCUGAUCAGGCGCACAUAUUCUUUAUCCCGAUCUCGUGCCACAAGAUGCGAGGCAAGGGCACAUCUUAUGAAAACAUGACUAUAAUUGUUCAGAAUUAUGUGGAUAGCUUGAUAGCUAAGUAUCCUUAUUGGAACAGAACACUGGGUGCAGAUCAUUUCUUUGUCACGUGUCACGAUGUAGGUGUGAGGGCAACUGAAGGGGUUCCAUUUCUUGUCAAGAAUGCAAUUCGAGUUGUGUGCUCCCCGAGUUAUGAUGUUAAUUUCAUCCCACACAAAGAUGUUGCUCUCCCUCAGGUACUUCAGCCAUUUGCCCUUCCAGCUGGAGGAAAUGAUAUAGAAAACAGGACAACACUUGGUUUUUGGGCUGGUCAUCGGAACUCUAAAAUUAGAGUUAUACUAGCACGUGUAUGGGAGAACGACACAGAGCUUGAUAUUUCGAACAACAGGAUAAGCAGGGCCACUGGACAACUUGUAUAUCAGAAGAGAUUUUACAGGACUAAGUUCUGCAUAUGUCCUGGUGGCUCACAGGUUAAUAGUGCUCGCAUAGCUGACUCAAUCCAUUAUGGAUGUGUUCCUGUAAUAUUGUCUGACUACUAUGACCUGCCAUUCAAUGAUAUUCUUGAUUGGCACAAAUUUUCCGUCAUUGUUAAGGAGCAUGAUGUGUACCAGCUCAAACAAAUUCUGAAGGCCAAAUCCGGUGUAGAUUUUGUUGCCCUGCAUAAGAAUUUAGUAAAGGUCCAGAAGCACUUCCAGUGGAAUUCACCUCCCAUCAAAUAUGAUGCAUUUCAUAUGGUGAUGUAUGAUCUCUGGUUGCGCCACCACGUUAUAAAAUACUAACUCGUUCGUUAAUCAGUGUAAUCCUACCACUUCAACCCAAAAACCAUGUAUAGUGUUCUCCUUUAUGACGUUUGGGAGGAAGUGAUUUUAGUAUUCGUUUGUUCUUUAUAGUCAGCUUUGCAUCUGUUGUGCCUGGAAUGGAUUGAUUUCUCUUCUCAUUUUCUCUCUUGUUUGUCU
This is a messenger RNA of Tripterygium wilfordii, 1652 nucleotides long. Its product is annotated as probable glycosyltransferase At5g03795. Gene Ontology annotation, molecular function: glycosyltransferase activity. The coding region runs from base 165 to 1475 and encodes 436 amino acids. NCBI's taxonomy places the organism in Eukaryota, Viridiplantae, Streptophyta, Magnoliopsida, Celastrales, Celastraceae. The record is from RefSeq and is a predicted model, not a curated record. The transcript has 6 exons.